Messenger RNA from Penicillium subrubescens, 201 nucleotides. RefSeq lists its product as uncharacterized. Bases 1 to 201 code for a protein of 66 amino acids. NCBI's taxonomy places the organism in Eukaryota, Fungi, Ascomycota, Eurotiomycetes, Eurotiales, Aspergillaceae. The transcript has a single exon. The record is from RefSeq and is a predicted model, not a curated record.
AUGCAGUGGACACGGAGGGUUAUCACCGGGGCUCUGCUCGGGCCGAAGAUGAACGGGUCAUCUCAUCGUGAUACGGGUGAUUCCUAUCGUGCUAUUGUGGUUGCACACGAUGGCGAAGUUGAUGUUCGAGGAUCAGCAGGCAGUCAGGAAACAAAGAAAUGCCGAAGUAGUCUCCUCAAGGAUAUGAUUCUCGACGUCUGA